This is a messenger RNA of Chara braunii, 728 nucleotides long. The record is from the annotation of a GenBank genome assembly. Lineage: Eukaryota; Viridiplantae; Streptophyta; Charophyceae; Charales; Characeae.
GCCGGGCCGCCGCCAGUUGAUUGUGCAGGAGCUCAUCGCGCCGAUCAUGCACUUGGCGGACGAUCUCUCGCCCCAUAUCUUUUCGCAAAGUGACGAUAGCCCCGCACCGUAUGUUCUCGAGCGGUCGUUGGAUCCGUUCCUUCAGUGGACUGCGUGCUUGGACGAGCCCAGGGACGAAGAUACGCUACCAUCACGGCAGGAGUAUCUGAAGCCUUACGACAUCCUCCCUCACACCUUCUAUCCGAAGGCGGAAGAAGUGGUGAUCGACGACGACGAAGAAACGUCGGAAGAAGGAAGCUAUAAUGAGUAUAGCGGGGGCGAGCUGAGUGAAGAAGAAGAAGAGGAGGAAGAAGAAACCGGAUCUGAGUGGGAACCAUUGCCAGAGGAAGCGGCGCGUACUGGCACGGAGGCGGAAGAUCCUGAGGCUGCGCGUAAGCAAGAAGAGAUUGCCGCCGGGAAACGCCAUCUAGAAUUCGCCAGCGGUGCAAGUCAGGGCAUCGGUGACGAUCCGACCAGGGAUCCAGAGAUGCCGAAGCCCGAAGAUGGCGACCCCGGAGCUGCUACCCCAAACACCUCACGACGGAGACGGAGCAGAUCCCCCUCCUCCUCCAGCCCCGCCCGUCCCCCAAUUCGCCCACGUAGCGAUGCGGGCGAUAGGCCUUCGUCCUCGAACGUUAUCUCACCGUCCCCUUGAUUUUCUCACCCUCGAACAAAUCCGCACCCCCGUC